UAACGUGACAAAAUCAAUCCACUAUAAAUUCGCUUCAAUUAUCCCUAUUUCCCACACCCUUUUCUUUCGAUUCAAGGCUUUGAAAUUUAUAUCUCAGAGAAAGCAGAGCCAGAACAGAGAAAAAUAAAACAGAGCAAAACCAGAGAAACCAGAAGAUGACCUCUGUUUGCAUAUCCAAUUGUGUCAACGACGCACGUGACCCGCGUGUUCCGGUUCGAGCAACGUACGUGAACCUCUACAAGUGGCCGGAAUCUGAUGCGGAGUUUGUGAGAUCGGUGAGUUCGAAUCGAAGAAAGGGUUCGCAUGUGUAUGGGCACCCCAGGGUGGUGGAUAGCAUCUCUUUCAGACAGAUGUAUCUAAGAAGCUACAAAUUUUCGAGGAAAGAGACGGUGCCAGAGAAAACCCAGAAAUGUUUUGGGAGAGUGAAAGAGAAAAUGGCACACAGGGGAAGGUCUCAGGGUAGUAGGAGAAGGAAGUGUUUGGUUUGGAGGAAAAUGAGAGAAAUUUCAUGUGCUGCUCUGUUUAGGAUUUUCCACAGGUUCUUGUCUUGCGGAGCUAGUGUAGAUGUUGUCCAUGCAAAAUGUUGA
Messenger RNA from Abrus precatorius (Indian licorice), 587 nucleotides. RefSeq lists its product as uncharacterized. Lineage: Eukaryota; Viridiplantae; Streptophyta; Magnoliopsida; Fabales; Fabaceae. The record is from RefSeq and is a predicted model, not a curated record. The transcript has a single exon. The coding region runs from base 156 to 587 and encodes 143 amino acids.